AACAACAACAUACAACAACAAACUAUUAAAUAAAUAAUUUAAUAAUAAUAAUAAUAAUUACAUCAAGUUUUGAUAUGGUGAAAUCAUCAGUGAAUGACAAGGAUCAGCAGCUAUCAAUAUUAAAGAGUGUCGUCUGCAAUAAUCAAACUUCUUCUUCGUCUUCUUCCUGCAAGUUCAAGGGAGUGAGGAAGCGCAAGUGGGGCAAAUACGUGUCCGAAAUCAGGCUCCCCAAUAGCCGUGAGAGGAUCUGGCUCGGCUCCUUCGACACGGCUGAGAAGGCGGCGCGUGCUUUCGACGCGGCUCUCUUCUGCCUCCGCGGCGCCAACGCCAAGUUCAAUUUCCCCGAUAGUCCACCGGAGAUUGCCGGCGGCAGGUCCAUGACGCCGGUCGAGAUCCAGGUCGCGGCCUCAGGUUCGCACAUGCGGAGGUCGCGGCUCAAGUUCAACGGACCUGCAGCUCGAAUUCGGGUCGGGUCGACUGUUUGGAUUCUUCGCUGUCCGAUUCAGUGUCGUCGUCUUCCGAGUUAUUGUUACAGCAUGCCGAGUCACCUUGUCCGUCUGUGUCGGACGAGCCGGCUCAGAUGGAUUGUGAAAUGACGGGAAUACCCCUCGAUAAUGACUUCCUGGACCAGUUUUUGGCUGUGGGCACGGAUAAUUACGUCCCUGAUUUCGGGCUAUUUCCGGGACUUGACGAUUUAUCGGCUGAUUUUUUUAUGCCAAAUUUGCCCAACGUUGAUUACUGGCCCGACAACAAUGACGAAUUAUUAUCUUCAGACCCUUCAUUUCUUUGGAAUUUCUAAAUUGGAUAUAUAUAUAUUUUUUUUUCGGGUCAUAAAUUCUGGAAAAAAAAUCAGCUGGAAUUUUCGACCUGUUUUUUUUUUUUUUUCUUUUCACAAUCACAUACUAGGAAGUGUUCUUUCAUUUUUUUUUUUAAUUCUUUACUACUAGUCUACUACGGUGGAUGGAACAAUUUUUGUAUGGCCCACCCACUUUUUUACCAUGCAAAAUUAAAGUUAUAUUUCAUUAUUAAUAUUAUUUCAAUUCUUAACCUAUCUUUAACUUAUUUUAAUUUGAUAGUUCAAUAAGUUUCUUCAAUGAUAACACAAAGUAUAUGAUUUUAAUUGAUUACUUAAUG
Molecule: messenger RNA, 1134 nt
Organism: Erythranthe guttata (spotted monkey flower)
Lineage: Eukaryota; Viridiplantae; Streptophyta; Magnoliopsida; Lamiales; Phrymaceae
Product: Integrase-type DNA-binding superfamily protein
Biological process (GO): regulation of DNA-templated transcription
Molecular function (GO): DNA-binding transcription factor activity; DNA binding
Source: RefSeq, a predicted model, not a curated record